Molecule: messenger RNA, 2170 nt
Organism: Scylla paramamosain (green mud crab)
Lineage: Eukaryota; Metazoa; Arthropoda; Malacostraca; Decapoda; Portunidae
Product: basic salivary proline-rich protein 1-like
Exons: 10
Coding region: 366-1622 (418 amino acids)
Biological process (GO): regulation of transcription by RNA polymerase II
Cellular component (GO): transcription regulator complex
Molecular function (GO): transcription coregulator activity
Source: RefSeq, a predicted model, not a curated record
AACGUGCGUGAGUCAGUGUGUGCAAACCCGGCAGCAUAGUCACUGAUCAAGUUCCUUAUGCAACACAGGAUGACUAUUUCCUAAUCAAAUCACCAGGUGUAUACGUGGCAGCCACGGCAGUCAGCCAGCUACCCGUACUGGUUCUCGGUGUCACAAUGGCAUCCAAGGGCAGUGGAUGUAAAUUUAAAUGCCAGGAUUUUAUUGUGCCGUUCCACAAGCAAGAUGAUUUGGGUGUGCACUUUUUAAGAUGGAACAGUGUUGCUGAAAUCAAUGGAUUGGUGAACACUGUGUGGUGCAGCAGCCUGUGAGGAGGAGGAAGAGCUCCACCACCCACACCCUAAGCCUUCCUCUUCCUAUCAAGAGAGAUGGUGAAGUUUGCGGAGGCAGAGAAGAGAGGGCGAGGGGGCGAGGGCAGUGACCGGCGCUACACCCCUGUGGUGAUGGUGGAGCGUGCCAAGAUGAGCCGCGCCAUGUGGGAGUCCCUCAAGGCACACAUCAUUCGGGACCGCAAAAGGAAGAAGGAAGAACAAGAGGCAGAUGCAGAGGAGGAGAGGCUGCGUAAGGAGCGAGAGACACGCAAGAAGCAGCAGGCGAUGACACUGGAGGAGACGAGAGAGAAGAUCGUGCAGAUGGAGCAGGACCUUCACGAUCUCAAGAAGCAGAAGCACCAGCUGUUCCAGGACCUUAAAGUGGUGCUCAAUGAGGACGACACGAGGAAGCGGGCACAGCAGCAGCAGAACUACAUGAAGGAGAGUGAGCUGAUGACGGUGCACUCCUACCAGCACGGCACCAUCCCCCUCAGUGGCCACCCCCAGAUGCUGUUUCAGUCCAACCUGGUAACAGGACGUGGACCCCUGCACAGCUACAAGGUGCCCCCCGCCCAGCCCCAGCCCCUUGUGCCCCCGGGCUCACUCAAGAGGUCCCGCACCCCCUCGCCGCCCCCCCAGCAGCCUACCUACCAGCAGAUGCCAUACACAUCAUUCAAGAACCUGUCUGGGCACCCUCCUCCUACUGUUCCUGUCACCCCACCCACGACCAAGACCACCAGCAACACCAGUGUCUACGUGACCGGUCAGAGUCCCUACUACCAUGGUGCAUCCCAGCCACACUCCAAUGCCACCCAGUACCAGAGGACCUCCCAAGGCGUCACCUACCUGCCCCCGUCCAACGCCUCACACCCCACACCCUCAGGAGCACCCCCCUCACAGCCGCCACAGCCCCCACAGCCCCGCGAGGAUAAGCAUCUCCAGCCUGUGUAUUUGCAGAGUAGUAGAGGAAGCCACGUGUCGUCCCUGCACCAGCCCAUGGAGCACAAGAGCAAGCCAGGAGGAGGGGGUGGGGCAUUCUUGCCGGGGGGUGAAGGUGGUGCGGUGCAGGAGAAGUACUUCCAGCCCUCCGUGCGGUCCCAUCUGGCGCUGCACUCGGCAGUGUUGCCAGUACAGCAGCCACACCCAGGGGGCGCCAAGAGUGGCAGCAUAACAUCAGGGUUCCCAGUGCGCUCUGCUCCUCCUUCGUCCCAGACCACAGUGGUCAGCUCAGCGCCACACUCUGUCAAGCCUGACAACAAGCCCAGGUCAUACAACACGGCGCCAUCUAACUACUCCCGCAGCCCCUACUACUGAGCCAGCACCAGACUGCAGGGGACAUGUGAGGCCGACAUGCACACACACACACACACGUCCUUGUCUGUACUGAAAGAAUGGCUGAACACACUCUUCAUCUUGGUGUCCUUUAUGUGUGUGAGAGAGAGAGAGAGAGAGAGAGAGAGAGAGAGAGGAAUGUGUGUUAGUGUGUGCAUUUUUUACUUGUGUUUUGAAAGGAUUGAGUCACACAUUUUUCCUGUUAUUUUUUUUCUUUUCUUUUCUUUCUUCUAAACAGAUGUGUAUAUAUAUAUAUAUAGUGUGUGUGUGUGUGUGUGUGUGUGUGUGUGUGUGUGUGUGUGUGUGUGUGUGUGUGUGUGUGUGUGUGGUAUAUAAAUAGAUAAAAUAGAUACAGAAUAAUAAAAAAAAAUGAAAAGAAGACUAUGCAAGGAAAAACUUUGGAAAGCAACAAUUCUCCUCAUGAAAUCUUUGUCACACCAAACUGCUGAGAGAGAGAGAGAGAGAGAGAGAGAGAGAGAGAGAGAGAGAGAGAGAGAGAGAGAGAGAGAGAGAGAGAGAGAGAGAGAAAA